GAAGCGGCGGAGCGGCGAGUGGGGGUUUGCAAUAGGUGCCGCGGCAGCUGCAACGUUAGCAAAAUCGCGUCUGUCCAAUUAACACAUUGCCACUUAAUUAAGUGCAACAUUCGCUGCUUUGGCGCGCUGAAUCAGACAUUUCAAAAAGUUUAGAGAAAAAUUACACCUGGCAAUGCCGUUCCGAGCCAGGCUUGUCCAGCACGUGUGUGAGCAGUGCAGCUACACAGCCUGCCGAUCGCAAGUGACAGCAGCUGCCCCGCUUGCUCUCACGCUCUUUCCCAUCAAUAGGCGAUGUAAACAAAGGUGUUGGAGGGUAACAGCAACAGUUGUGCGGCCUGCGUCGACGUCGGCAGAGCGAUUAGUCAACUGGAAACGCGGUUGCCGAGAGCAACAAAAACACUGGCUGGCACUCAAUAACAGAACAGCAGUGGAACACGAAUAGGAAGAAGAAGCAGAGGCGCUUGGAAAAUGAUGAGCGGGGGAAAAGAAUAAAAGUUUUCAAUUUGCCUAAAUUGGCUGCCCGUGAAACAGUGUUUAAUUAGCCCCCGAAAAAAUAAGCGAACAACCAGGCGGAUAUCAGCCAUCCGGCGUGCAGGAGCUGCUCAUUCGAGAUUUGCAAGCCAUGGCUGGCGGUUCACGAAACGGACACCGCCCCAACCCGAAUUGGCUUUCCAGCUGCCUCGUGGCCAUGUGCUUGGCCCUGCCAGGAGGAGCACCUGCCCCCCAGGAAACGCCCGGGUACUACUAUGUCGGUUGCUAUACGGCGCGAACGGAUUUGCUCCAUGAAUCUGUGUACGCCAAAACGCCACAGACCUGCAUUGAAAUCUGCGAACACCAGGGACACUACUAUGCUGUCCUGGCCUCCGAGAAGUGUUUCUGUGCCAACGUCUUCGAAUCACAGGAACAGCAGGACGAGCAGCUGUGCAACACCCGCUGCCUGGCCAACAAGGCGCAGUACUGCGGAGGAAUCGGUGUCCAUUCGUAUUACUCAACCACCUUGACCAAACAGUCGGCUCCUCAUCACCUAAGGGUGUCGAACAAAACGGAGAACAGUCUGACCCUCAACUGGGAUGCCUACGAUGCCAGGAAACUGCUCCUGGCCGGCGGCGCAGAGGCAGUGCUACCCAAACAACCCCUAGACCACUUUCGGAUUCAAGCGCAGGUUCUAAAGACCUAUUCCUCGCUGCCCGCCUUUCCACAGCCCGAGUUUUUGGUGCAAAAGACGGAAACAACAUUUGAACUUACGGAUCUGCAUCCCUCCACUCUAUACAACAUCUCCGUGAGGGCUAUCUGCCAGGAUCCACAGGCAACGCAAGCUGAAUGUGGUCAGGCCUCGUUGGAGGCCAAAACACAGGUGGGUCAGCCCAGCCCCGCUCCACCGCCGCCCAAAAUCCUUAGCCGCACUGAUCGCACCAUCACCGUUGAGCUUUCGCCCAUCCGGAAUGAUAAUGGACCGUUGAGCAAACUGCUCGUCAUAGUGGAAUAUGUGGACAACGCCCUAAGUCAGCCAUUCGAUUCACAGCUCCUGGGCAGCUGGCAGCAGGCUCAGCAGGACGGAGUGCCCUAUUACAUAGCCGCCGAGUUGGACUACGACCGACCGGAGGACAACCGAACCCGGCACUUUGUUGUGGGCGAUGGCAAGCGAUACGGACGAUUCAGCAAUAAGCCCUUGGAUCAGCCAAACGCACAUGUUCACAUUAGUCUCGGAGUGGUGAGCACCCUGGAGGGCGUGACCAAGACGCUGUACAGCCGUGGAACGCACGAUCAGCACGUGACUUCUCUGGACGACUUCAGCUACGCCACCUUCGAUAAGGGUCAAUCUUCGGUGGUGGCCCUGGCCGUCACCUGUGUGAUUUUCGGCACCUGCCUCCUGCUCAGUCUGAUUGCCUACUUCUAUCUGCGCUAUAAGACUUGCCGCGGACGACGCUUAACUGGUGGCAAUACCCACGAGAUGACGCUGCAGACGCCAAUAAUCGAGCGGGAGAACAAUGGCUACCUUGCUGAGGAAGAUCCACUGCCUCACUCGCCGGAGACCUUUAAGCAGCAGCUGCAACAGUUAGUAGAGGGAUUCGAGCGGAUACCAAGGAAUGCCCUGCGGCUGAAUGUGAACGAUGUGAUCGGAGACGGACGCUUUGGCGAGAUCAUAACAGGAAAGGUUUCGACCAACGAUUUCGCAAAAGAGUGUACUCUUCACGUGCUCUGCCUGGACGACCUGAACGGAACUACCCAGGCACAGUUGCUGCGCGAGCUGCGCCAGUUGACCCACUUGAAGCACCAAGAGCAUUUACUGGAUUUCUAUGGAGUGUCAGCCAGUCCGGACUGGUUUUACUUAAUCUUUGAGCAGCAACGCGUCAGUCUUAAGAGGCGAUUAGUGGAGAGUCGCCUGAUGGCGCCUUCACAACGCCUUACAACCCUCUCCGAACAACUGGUGCUGCAGUGGAUUUACGAGCUAGCCAGUGCCAUGACCUAUCUAUCCAGCUGUCAAGUUGUGCAUCGCCAGCUCUGCUCGCACAGCGUCUUCGUGACCGGCGAGUCCAAGCUGAAACUGAGCGUCUUUGGACCGCUGCAGUACAUGAACACCAGUCGCCAGCAGCCGGACCACAGCAGAUGGCUGGCUCCAGAGGUCCUUCGCCAUCAGCAUCACCACUCCACUCGCUCCGAUGUGUGGUCACUGGCCUGCGUGGCCUGGGAAUGUUGUGCCCUGGGCGGAACUCCCUAUGCCAAUGCAGUGGGCACCAACCAACAGCUCCUUGAGGCCAUCCGGGCUGCAGUGCGUCCGGCACAGCCGGCCUAUGUCUUUGGGGAUUUGUACCAACUGCUGCUCAACUGCUGGCAGCUGGAGCCGAGCGAGCGGAGCAGCUGCGAGGACGUGGCCUUCGGAGUGCGUCAGCUGAUGACCUCACCGCGGCAUGCCCUCAGCUUCGAUCGAGUGGUGGGCGGCCUGGACACCCUGCCCCCGUACCUGCCGCAGCUGGAAACGAUUGUGCUGAUGGGCUGAGGUGCAGGCGGAUAGAAUAAUUAGCUUUAGUCAGUGAGAGCCAACAUUCGCAUUCAGUAGAUUUCGGUUAUGAGUCACCCGAGAAGAGAACACUUCUCUAUAUUUUGAUUUUAGAUGUGUUCACUUGCAAUUGAUUAGUUAAUGAUAUUCUGGCUGAGAGGAAAUCAAUUGUUUUAGCACUUACGGACACAAUGAUUUAAUAAAAUCGUUUGUUUUUUUCUGACCAAAAGAAUUAGUUGUUUUUUGUAUUUUUAAGUUGAGCAACCUUAGGUGAAUGUUCAGCAUUUCUUGAAUUCAAAUUUAAUUUAUCAAAUUAAAAUUAAGCUUAGUUUUCUUGCUUAAAAUCUCGAAAAGCAUAUGUAUAUCCUUUAAAAGGCAUUAUAAUCUAGAAGUACACAUCAAUUACUUUACUACAAGUGAUUUAUUAAUUGCAGCUUUUGUGAGUUGAUAAGGCUUUGUGUAUGAAGGACCAUUAUUUUUUGUUCUGUCUCCGCCAACCGACAUCUACUGCAUUUAUAUUACUCCUUAAAAAACUUAACCGAUUCGCACGAACUACCUGUGUUAAUAUUUACAUACUGCAGCCAAAUAAAACCGUGUUCUAUGUCAC
Molecule: messenger RNA, 3605 nt
Organism: Drosophila biarmipes
Lineage: Eukaryota; Metazoa; Arthropoda; Insecta; Diptera; Drosophilidae
Gene: Wsck
Product: putative inactive tyrosine-protein kinase Wsck
Exons: 3
Coding region: 623-2998 (791 amino acids)
Biological process (GO): protein phosphorylation
Molecular function (GO): protein binding; protein tyrosine kinase activity; ATP binding
Source: RefSeq, a predicted model, not a curated record